Messenger RNA from Oryza sativa Japonica Group (Japanese rice), 1181 nucleotides. RefSeq names its product LOB domain-containing protein 12. The record is from RefSeq and is a predicted model, not a curated record. NCBI's taxonomy places the organism in Eukaryota, Viridiplantae, Streptophyta, Magnoliopsida, Poales, Poaceae.
CUCAACACCAGGCAGGCAUGCCUUGUCGUCGUCGUUGUCCUCCGUUAAUUAGUUUCUACUAUACCCUACCGUGUCUGUGUGUACAUGUGUCGCUGUUUAGGUUAUAAAUAUAGCUCGUUUCACACUCUCAUGGCGAUUCCUUCAUAUUCUUAAGCUCAAGCUGAUCAAGUGUGUACUAGCUAGUAAUUAGUCCUAUCCUAUAUACUAUAGUAGCUGGGUUGCUCGGCUCGCCGGAGAUCUCCGGCCGGCUGCCGGCGGCGGUGAGCCGGUGACACUAAUCACAUAUCGAUCGUACACGCGCGCGUAUUACGUGUGUGAAGGAACAUUAGAUAGAUAGAGAGAGAGAGGGGAUGGGCGGUGGGUCGCCGUGCGCGUCGUGCAAGCUGCUGCGGCGGCGGUGCACCAAGGACUGCAUCUUCGCGCCCUUCUUCCCCGCCGACGACCCCCACAAGUUCGCCAUCGUCCACAAGGUCUUCGGCGCCAGCAAUGUCAGCAAGAUGCUCCAGGAGCUGCCGGCGCAGCAGCGAGGCGACGCGGUAAGCAGCCUGGUGUACGAGGCGAACGCCCGGAUGCGGGACCCCGUCUACGGCUGCGUCGGGGCCAUCUCCUUCCUCCAGAACCAGGUGUCGCAGCUGCAGAUGCAGCUCGCCGUCGCGCAGGCCGAGAUCCUCUGUAUCCAGAUGCAGCACCGCGACGACGGCGCCGCCCACCAGCUGGACGCCGCCGCCGACCACCACCCGCUGCUGGAUCAGCAGCAGCAACAGCAGAUGGUCGUGGACGCCGCCGACGCGGCCGCCUCCUUCCUCGUGCAGAACGGCGGCGGAGGCGGAGGCCCCGCGGCGCAGCUGAUAAGCGGCUACGGCUCGCCGGCGGCCGGCGGCGGCGGUGGCCAUGGCGUGGUGCACUACGCGGCGGCGCAGGAGCAUCUCAAGAGGGAGUCGCUCUGGACGUAGCUAGUCAGGUCAACGCAUGCACGUUAGCUUGGCGUACGUGUAGCCGAGCCGUGCUAGACUGCUAGCUAGCUAGGGCUAGCUUUGAAUUAAUUAGGUCGGUAAUUAGUUAAUUCUGAUGACUCUUCUGUUUUUUUUUCUCUUUUCCUCCCCAGUUUCUUGCUGUAGCGUAUGUAGUGAUGUACUUGUGAUCCAAAUCGAACUAGCUAGUUGGAGAUCACUCUAUUUUCA